Olea europaea var. sylvestris is the source of this 3232-nucleotide messenger RNA. RefSeq names its product ubiquitin carboxyl-terminal hydrolase 17-like. The record is from RefSeq and is a predicted model, not a curated record. Gene Ontology annotation, molecular function: cysteine-type deubiquitinase activity; cysteine-type endopeptidase activity. Gene Ontology annotation, biological process: protein deubiquitination. Gene Ontology annotation, cellular component: nucleus; cytosol. Bases 275 to 2761 code for a protein of 828 amino acids. NCBI's taxonomy places the organism in Eukaryota, Viridiplantae, Streptophyta, Magnoliopsida, Lamiales, Oleaceae. The transcript is spliced from 11 exons.
AUCUCGGACAGUUCUCUCAUGUCUUUCACAAUCCCAAAGCUGGAAAAUUCUCUCAUAAUUCGGUCAAGACGUCAAAUUCAAAUUGCCACUUUCCAUUUCACUGUUCCUCCUCCUCCACCUCCGCCACCGGUAUCACCGUCGACGGUACCAUUAUAUGCCAAAUUAGUAGAAAACCCAGUUCUAUGUAUAGAAAGAAAAUCUGGUUUAUUUGGGUUUUAUUUAGCUCGGUUCUGAUCCUAGGUGCCUAUUUAUUGAAUUUGAAUAGGUGAGACAGAUGCUUAUAAUUGUUGGGAUUUUGCUGAUUUUUUGUUUGGUAGUCUGCCAAAAGUGGAAGAAUGCGACGGCUAAAAGGGAGGAGAUUUUGGGGCUGGUGACCAUGGCUUCCGAAAAAGAGGCUGAAAUUGCAGAUAUUAUAGCUGUUGAGGAUUUCAAGUCAUCUCCUUUGCCACCUCCCGUACGGAUAGAAAAGCGGUAUUAUUGUGCCGUUUGUCUUUGUCCCACUACUACGAGGUGCUCUCAGUGCAAGGCUGUGCGAUACUGUUCUGGCAAGUGUCAGAUAAUUCACUGGAGACAAGGUCACAAGGUUGAAUGCAGGCCGGCAUUUAAGUUGGAUGCUAGCGAGGGAAAUGAAUGCAGUAUGCCAACGGCUUCACAAAAUCAGUUUAAGAUGCAAGUAAAUGAAGUUAAUGGCUGUUCAGAUUCCCCACAAUCACUUAAUGAUUCUGGAUCCUCAAGUACAUUGUUGUCUCGGUUCUCUUCUUCCGCCACUUAUAGUGAAACAUCAUCCGAUGCUUCUAUCUGUGAGGAUCUUGGAUCGGAUAAGGUACCUUCUGAAGAUAUUAAUACCGAUAUGCGUAGAACUACCUUAGAUUCUGAUAAUAUGGAGUUGACAAGACCUUCAUUGGAUUCUAUUGAUUGUUCUGUAAAUAAAAUGCUUGGUUCUAACAAGUUAAACAAAAUGCAAAUUAUCAAUAGUAGUGAAGGCCCAUCUGAAACUACUGGUGAUGGCUCUGCUGUGUUAGAAGAGUUUGUCCCGAGUGCAACUAAGCUGAAGAAUUCACGUUCAUCUAGUUCUUCAAGGACACCAUUUUCUUCAGCUGAGUACUGGAAAAAUGAGGCACAGCUAUCCAAGAGUAAGGAAAGGAGAUCCAUGUCAUUUAGGGGUUCCGGUGAUCAUCGAAUAACAUCUACAGAACAACUUUCACUUCCAUUUUCGAUGUCUAUGAAAACUGAAAGUUCUCAUUCUUUGCCUUCUGAAGUUGAAAGCACACAAAUACUGUCACAACCUGCUAGCAAGGGUUUGAAGACGUCAGUACGGAAAUUUGUACAGCAGUUUAGAGCACCAAGGCAGUCAAACUCCUAUGCGCUGGGUAGUAGGAAGUCCUCUAUUGGAAAAUAUAAUCACGAGGCCAUAUUUUCUCCCAAGCUGUUCAUGAAAUUGUACGCUUGUGGUGAUGUGGAACUUCAUCCCUUUGGCCUUGUUAACUGUGGAAACAGCUGUUACGCUAAUGCAGUGCUGCAGUGCCUGGCUUUUACUCGGCCAAUUUGUUCUUAUCUUCUUCACGGGUUUCACUCGAAAACAUGUCAGAAGCAGGAUUGGUGUUUUAUCUGUGAGUUCGAAUAUCUGCUUCUGAAGGGACAAAAGUUGAAAUCUCCUUUGUCUCCAGUUGGGUUACUGUCUCAAUUACAAAAAAUUGGAAGUAAUCUAAGUCAUGGAAGAGAAGAAGAUGCACAUGAAUUUUUAAGGUGCAUGGUAGAAACAAUGCAAUCUAUUUUCCUUGAGGAAGCUGGGACUGCAGACCCGUUGGAUGAAGAAUCAACCCUUGUAGGACUAACUUUUGGUGGAUAUCUUCGUUCAAAGAUAACGUGCAUGAAGUGUUCAGGAAGAUCAGAGCGUUGUGACCGGAUGAUGGAUCUUACUGUGGAGAUUGAUGGGGACAUUGAUACUCUUGGUGAGGCUCUUGUGCAAUUCACGACGUAUGAAACCCUUACUGGAGAUAACAAGUACAAGUGCAGCAGAUGUAAAUCAUAUCAGAAAGCUAAGAAGAAAUUGACAGUGUUUGAGGCCCCUAACAUCCUUACAAUUGUCUUGAAGCGAUUCAGGUCUGGCAACUUAGGGAAGCUGGAUAAGCUAGUUCAGUUUCCUGAGGUUCUGAACCUUACUCCAUUUAUGAGCGGAACAAAUGACAGAUGCCCCAUAUAUAGUCUUUAUGGGCUGGUUGUUCACUUGGAUAUUAUGAAUGCUGCUUACACUGGUCACUAUAUUAGUUAUGUCAAAGAUCUCCAGGGAGAUUGGUUUAGAGUUGAUGACAGCAGGGUAAUCCCCGUGGACUUGGAGACUGUUUUAUCAGAACAGGCGUAUAUUCUCCUUUAUGCACGGCACAAUCCACGAGUUCCAUCGUUGGCGAGGGAUAGCAGUGUGUAUGCUGAUGGGAAAACUAUGAGAAACUUGGAAACCAUUUCUGCGAGUAACAGUGGAAAGAGAAGAAAUUCAAAGACCAAACUCCCUGUGGAUCAGAGCACCGAUUUUACAAUGCAUUAUCAGCAGUCUCGAAGAUACCCAAUUUGGAUGACUCCCAAUGAUUUCACUGGCAAACACAUAUUCGAUUCCGAGGGUUUGAGGCAAAGAAAUCCUUUUGUGGACUCAUCAAGUGAUUGUUCUUCAAUUUUGAGCAUGUCAGAUGCCAGUUCAUAUAGUACAGAUAGCACCAAGGACUCGAGUGCUGAUGACGUUUCAGUCUAUAUGUUUGGACCUAGUUAGUAUAGUUCUUAAUGAUUUCUACAGAGAUGUGGAUUCAUCCUUGAGCCUGUAAACUGCUGCCAAUACAUCGGUAAAUGUCUAUUUGAAGGGACUCAGAACAGGAUGCUAAUAUUGCACGCAGAAGCAGCCCAAUGAGAAUUUUCUGAAAUGUUGGUACAGUACUGGACUGGACUGGACGAAUAUAGUCAACUCUACCAAAACAAGCCAUAGAAAGAGUUACUAUGUACACUAAGACAGCUGAAGAAAAUAGAUAGUUCAUAACCGGGUUCACUAGUUCGCGAGUAAAUCGACUAGCUACCCUUCAAAAAAUUAUUGUAUUCCUCCUAAUGGGGAGCAAACAGAGGGAGAGCAACUCGAACAUUUUUUAGCGUUUGAGUUGAGAGGUAAGUUGUACAUUGUUGAGGUACUCUGUAUUUCAGAUAUUGGUUAUAAUAGCCAAGUAAUGGAAAGGCCUUUUAAAGAUCAUUCUUA